Molecule: messenger RNA, 3707 nt
Organism: Alexandromys fortis (reed vole)
Lineage: Eukaryota; Metazoa; Chordata; Mammalia; Rodentia; Cricetidae
Gene: Cdk5r1
Product: cyclin dependent kinase 5 regulatory subunit 1
Exons: 1
Coding region: 15-938 (307 amino acids)
Biological process (GO): brain development; axon guidance
Cellular component (GO): cytoplasm; growth cone; protein kinase 5 complex
Molecular function (GO): protein kinase binding; cyclin-dependent protein serine/threonine kinase activator activity
Source: RefSeq, a predicted model, not a curated record
CGCGCAGUGGCACCAUGGGCACAGUGCUGUCCCUGUCCCCCAGCUAUCGGAAGGCCACGCUGUUUGAGGAUGGCGCGGCCACGGUGGGCCACUACACGGCCGUGCAGAACAGCAAGAACGCCAAGGACAAGAACCUGAAGCGGCACUCCAUCAUCUCGGUGCUGCCUUGGAAGAGGAUCGUGGCAGUGUCAGCCAAGAAGAAGAACUCCAAGAAGGCGCAGCCCAACAGCAGCUACCAGAGCAACAUCGCGCACCUCAACAAUGAGAACCUGAAGAAGUCGCUGUCGUGCGCCAACCUGUCCACGUUCGCCCAGCCCCCGCCGGCCCAGCCGCCCGCACCCCCAGCCAGCCAGCUUUCGGGCUCCCAGACUGGGGUCUCCUCUUCUGUCAAGAAGGCCCCGCACCCUGCCAUCACCUCUGCAGGGACACCCAAACGGGUCAUCGUCCAGGCCUCCACUAGUGAGCUGCUACGCUGCCUGGGCGAGUUUCUCUGCCGCCGGUGCUACCGCCUGAAGCACUUGUCCCCCACGGACCCCGUGCUCUGGCUGCGCAGCGUGGACCGCUCGCUGCUUCUGCAGGGCUGGCAGGACCAGGGUUUCAUCACCCCGGCUAACGUGGUCUUCCUCUACAUGCUCUGCAGGGAUGUUAUCUCCUCCGAGGUGGGCUCGGACCACGAGCUCCAGGCUGUCCUGCUGACCUGCCUGUACCUCUCCUAUUCCUACAUGGGCAAUGAAAUCUCCUACCCGCUCAAGCCCUUCCUAGUGGAGAGCUGCAAGGAAGCCUUUUGGGACCGUUGCCUCUCAGUUAUCAACCUCAUGAGCUCCAAGAUGCUGCAGAUCAAUGCCGACCCGCACUACUUCACACAGGUGUUCUCCGACUUGAAGAAUGAGAGUGGCCAGGAGGACAAGAAGCGGCUCCUCCUGGGGCUCGAUCGGUGAGCCCCUGUGGCCGGUAUCCCGGCUCAAGGAUUCCAUUCGUUUUUAAAAAUUUAUUACUAAACGAAUCAAUUUGUGUACAGUAUGUGUCUAGCAAAGCCACCAAGGGCCUCUUCCCAUGUUCUCUCCUUGGGUUUUUUUUUUUUUUUCUUUUUUUUUCUUCCCCAGACCUUUCGAGAACUCUGGGGACUUUCGAACUCAUGAACCUUGUGCAAACCCAGAAGAUGCAUUUAAAGCCACCUAGGCUGCUGAGCGCUCUCUCUGGGGACUCAAGGGACUGACUUGCCCGUGUCGCCUGUACCCAUGCGGGGUCCAGAGUAGAUGAGGCUUUCCCACUGUCCCAUGAUGGGAGCUGUGGCCCAGGAGGAAGUGGCCCUUUUCUGGCGACUGUUUCAUUCUCCCAAAGGCUCCUGGAGCCAGCUGCCCUGACUCAGGUUCCAGGAGGUUCUCAGUGAGGCGAGCUCUGCACUGCCCUGGGCCCUCAGCACAGGAGCCUGGAAGUGGGUCUGUUGCAAAGAUGGUCCAUGACUGUUGACCGUGCUCGGCCCUGUUUUGCUGCUUUGCUUUUGGGCGAAGGGCUUUUCUUUGCUGGCAGGAUGGAUGGAGCUCCCUGCCCUGUCCUUUUGUCUAUGCUCCCGGCUCCCACCUUAGUGUCGGUAAAUGAGGUGGUUUGCUUAGUAGAUUCCUCUCUCAUUUUGGGUCCCAGCUAAGGGGGUGAGGUGAAGCUAGGGGCAGCCCCUUUUCUGAGUGAGUUUUUCAUUUGACUAACGCAGCUCAGUCAUUCUGUGCGAAAGCCAGGACAGUGGCAGGUACCCAUGAGCAACGUUGCCUUCUGGGCAUGUGGGCAUCCAUGCCUGAGAUCAGGUUGAUGCCUGCCCACUUAAGUGCCACGGCCUCUUGCUGGUGAACAUAUUUGUCCUACAAAGCUGGGGUAAGGUGAGAUCAGUUGGCAGGGGUUACCGUGGCAAUGGUGUCUCCCACCCCUACCCCUUGGUAGCUUAAAGCUGUCUCCAGGCAGUUCGGUUUCUCCCAGAGAUGAAGCUUCGCUCUGUGCAACCUAGUGAGACAGCUGCGUUCUGGAGACAAUUGCAAGAUUCGCCUGUGACUCCUGACUGCUCGGGAAGCUUGGUGACUGUCCAGCAGAACACUUCCAGCUGCUCGGGUGUGGUACCCACCUAUCCCUGGCAGCUGCAAAACACACGCUGUGGACUUUACUGGUUUUUCUUUCUAAUUUUCCCAGACUGGUGGCUUGGGGGUUUGGAAGCGGUCCAAGAGAAGGGAGCGAGCCUUCCUGCGUGGCCCUCUCUCCAGCUUUGGGGAACAAAGAGCAAUGUGAAGAUGCUAGCGGGGAGUCUCCUCUUCCCUGUCCUGCUCCCCAGGAAUGGGCGUGGGGGCUAUAGUGGGGAAGGCAGAGGUUAUCUUAUGUAGGAUUAGGUUCUAGGUGGCUGCCAACUUCCACACCAGCGCUACUGAAAAGUCACAAAGAGAAAGCUGUGAAACGGAGGUCUCCCCUAAAGAGGCCUGGAGCAGAGCCUUUCAGCCAACCAGUUCACAGAGGUGGGGAAGAGGACCUGACCCACUGGGACUAGAGAGCCUUUUUCCAGUCCCUCAGCCAGAUUCCUAGAGAGCGAAUCUUGGGCCCUCAUGAUCUGCCAAGGAGCUGGGGAGCCCUGCAAGGCUUGCUGAGCCCGAGCCUAGCUGCAGCCUCUCUGGUCUGACUUCACGCGUGAUCUGUCUUCAGAUUCCGCUGCCACGGUGACCUGUGUGGAGAGCAACUUUGCGCAGUUGGCCCCUGGUGUAGUGGAAGAGGAGCUUCAGGUGUCCAGUCUAAGGAGGAGGGGGUGCAUGUUUGUAGCCCAACUGCUGACGCCGGUCUGGAGCUGUUCACUGAGCUGCAAUCACAGAUUCCAGCUCUAUUGACUGUUAUCUUCUCUUUGUACUUUAAAAAAAAAGUUUUUUUUUUUUAAAAUUUUUGAGGAGGUGCAUAUUUCAGAAGUGGUUGGCGACUAAGGAAAGAACUCCCUAGUUGAUUGUGAAGCCCGUGUGUUCCCCCUUGCACUGGCCAUCAGUACUGUGUAAAGGAACAACUGAUAGACUUGAGUGUUCGAGCAAUGAACCCAUCUGACAUGCUGCUAUGAAGAUACUUUUAGAACAAACACAGCAAAAUAGAAAAGAAAAAAAAAAAGGAAAAUGUGAAAAAAAUCUACAAAAAAUUCCCUUUAUUCUUCGUCGCUUUUACAGUGGUUCCGUGCAUGCAGACCAGGAGCGCUCUGUGUCUUAAGAAAAAUAACCUUAGAACAGAUGGCUGUGGGAAUCACGCCGAGCAGAGGACAAGCCACAGAAGCCGAGUUCAGGACUGGAUUCUUCUCUUUUCCUUACAGCCCUGCGGGGCUGAUAUAUUCUUUCCAUGCAGUUAUUAGAAUUUAGUUUUCUUCCAGCAGUGUUGGACCUGCAAUGAAGAGAACACGUGCCAUCCCGUCCUAGAAUUAUCCAUAGCUGUACAUCUGAUACUGCUAAUUACACACACGUGAUGUAUGGUUUUUUUUUUUUUAGUGAAAUUUCUCUGUAGCUAUUUUUUUGACCAAACUGUGGACACUGUUAAUUUAUAUUUGUCUCAUUCUGUAUGUAUGUGUAGCGUGUUUUGAGUAUGUGUGGUUUAUAAUCUGACAAGAGUCAUGAAGCUCAGUUUGGCUGUAAUUUAAUUCCCCUUCCCUUAUUUUUAUUUAUUUUUGUACUGUGCUGAUUCAAAUAAAAUGCACUGACCAUCCAUUA